AUGAGCAAGAAAAGAACUAUUGAUUCUUUUUUCAAACGAACAGAGGAUGUGCAUGACCCACAAUUGCAUCCAGUUAGUGAUAAUAUUGAAGAAGAUGUUCAAAAUACACACCCACAACCUGAUUGGAAUAGUAACAUUGAAGAGCCCAAUAAUAUUGAACAUGAAAAAAAUAAUAUGUUAGAUUCUUUGAUUCGUGAUCCAGGAGAACGGCCUUCAAUCUUAAGUUAUCCAAGUAACCAGCGUGAUGAGAUUAGACAGUUAUAUAUUAAACUUGGACCAUACCAAUUACAAAAAGUAAAGUAUCCAUUCAGUCCUAGUGGUCCAAGAGGAUCUAUGCGCAAUUUUCAACAAGCUUGGUUCAAGAAUUUUUGGUGGUUGGAAUAUUCUGAGAAAAAAGAUGCUGCAUUUUGCCUCCCUUGCUUCCUUUUCAAUAAAAAACCUAUUGGCAAAUUCGGGUCAGAUACAUUUGCCGUAUCAGGGUUUAAUAAAUGGAAAAAGGUAAAUUGUGGUAAAGAUUGUGCUUUCAUUGUACAUGAAGGUAAGAGUCCAGCCUCAGCGCAUAAUUUUUCUGUUAGGUGCUAUGAAGAUCUAAAAAACCAAUUAUGUCACAUAGAGAAUGUGAUAGAGAAGCAAACGACUCAACAGGUUAUGGACAACAGACUACGCCUUAAAGUUUCUAUUGAAGCCAUUAAAUGGCUCACGUUUCAAGGAUGUGCUUUAAGAGGUCAUGAUGAACGACCUAACUCAAGAAAUCAAGGGAAAUUUCAUGAAUUAAUAAAGUUCCUUGCUUCUUAUAACAAGAUUGUUGCUGAUGUUGUGUUAGAAAAUGCUCCUCAAAAUGGAAAGUACACAUCACCAGAUAUCCAAAAAGAAAUUUUACAUGUUUUAGCUACAAAUGUACAAAAAGCAAUUCGUGAUGAAAUCGGGAUGUCAAAAUUUUGUUUAAUAGUUGAUGAGUCUCAAGAUGAAUCUAAGAAAAAGCAAAUGGCUAUUGUCGUGAGAUUUGUUGACCAAGAUGGGCAUGUCAAAGAAAGAUUUUUGGACUUAAUUCAUGUUAAAGAUACGACUUCAUUGACCUUGAAAAAUGAGAUAUUAUGUUCUUUAUCUUAUCAUAAACUUAGUGUUCAAGAUAUUCGGGGUCAAGGAUAUGAUGGGGCUAGUAACAUGCGUGGAGAAUGGAAUGGGUUGCAAGCUUUAUUAUUAAAGGAAUGUCCAUAUGCUUAUUAUAUACAUUGUUUUGCACAUCAACUACAAUUGGCUCUAGUUGCAGCGUCUAAAGAUGUGACUGAGGUACAUAACUUCUUUAAAACCUUAAACUUUGUAGUUAAUUUCAUAUCUUCUUCUUCCAAACGUAAUGAUCAAUUGCAAGAUGCUCAAAUUGCUGAAAUUUCUCAUUUAACUGAGGUUGGAGAUAUUGAGAGUGGAAAAGGCAUAAAUCAAAUGCAAACAUUGCAGAGGCCUAGAGGUACUUGGUGGAGCUCUCAUUUCAAAUCAAUAUGCAGUUUCAUGAGAUUGUUUGGUCCAUCUUGUAUAGUAUUGAAUGAUAUUGCUAUAAAAGGUUCUACAUCUUCUCAAAGAGGUAAUGCGGCAUAUGCACUUACACAUGCCUUAUCAUUCGAUUUUGUCAUUGUUAUGCACAUGAUGAAAGAAAUAAUGGGGAUAACUGACAAGCUUUGCCAAACUUUACAACAAAAAUCUAUUGAUAUUGUUAAUGCUUUAUCCUUGGUUUCAACAACAAAAAUAUUGAUUCAAAAGUUGAGAGAUGAAGGUUGGCAAUCGCUUUUGGACCAAGUGGUUUCUUUUUGUGAGAAAAAUAGCAUUCUUGUCCCUAACAUGAAUGAAACUUAUAGAUAUGUAAUUCGCCAACAUCAUGAAAAAGACAAUAUAACCACAGAGCAUCACUAUCGAGUUGAAGUAUUCAUUGCUGCUAUUGAUAGUCAGUUGCAAGAGUUGAACUCUAGAUUUAAUGAGUCUGCAACAGAGCUUCUCCGUCUCAGCAUUAUGCUAGAUCCAAGAAAAUCCUUAAAUGUUGAUGAUAUAUGUAAAUUGGCAACAUCAUAUUAUCCUAUGGACUUUACGGAGCACGAAAGGAAUUUGUUGAAACUUGAGUUACAACAUUAUGAACUAGAUGUGCAAAAUCACCCACAAUUGAAAAAUUCUUCUACAAUUUCUAAGUUGUGUAGAGGCCUACAUGAAACAGGAAAAUCUGGUACUUAUCCUUUGCUUGAUAGAUUGAUUCGUCUUGUAUUGACUCUCCCUGUUUCUACCGUGACAUCUGAAAGAGCAUUUUCAGCAAUGAAAAUUGUGAAAACACGACUUCAAAAUACCAUGAAUGAUGAUUUUCUUAAAAGUUGUUUGCUUGUUAACAUCGAGAAAGAGAUUGCUGAUAUAUUUCCUACGGAUGAUAUUAUAGAUGAUUUCUAUUCCAUUAAACAAAGACGAGCACAACUUAAAGUGCAUAAGGUUAAUGGAUGA
Messenger RNA from Lactuca sativa (garden lettuce), 2475 nucleotides. RefSeq lists its product as uncharacterized. NCBI's taxonomy places the organism in Eukaryota, Viridiplantae, Streptophyta, Magnoliopsida, Asterales, Asteraceae. Gene Ontology annotation, molecular function: protein dimerization activity. The record is from RefSeq and is a predicted model, not a curated record.